This is a messenger RNA of Rasamsonia emersonii CBS 393.64, 483 nucleotides long. RefSeq lists its product as uncharacterized. NCBI's taxonomy places the organism in Eukaryota, Fungi, Ascomycota, Eurotiomycetes, Eurotiales, Trichocomaceae. The coding region runs from base 1 to 483 and encodes 160 amino acids. The transcript has a single exon. The record is from RefSeq and is a predicted model, not a curated record.
AUGGACACUCCCGGAUUCAGAGAGAAUGAAAAAUUGAACAGCGAUCUCGAUGAUGGCAGAAUAUCACCAGUGGACCUGCACUGCAAGAACGAUCAAGAGCGAGACAGUGAUAUCAUUGUGAACUACCAGAAGAUCUGCCAGGCAGUCGAGACAUGGAUCGAAGAUGCGAUGCAGGAUGAAGUCGACUACUUCCAUGGUAUCUACUGCCCCAACCUCGCCCAGGAAUUGGAGACCCAUCGGCUGAGUGAGCUGGACCUUGGCCCGGGGGCGUCAGACUGGAGACUGCAAGAGUUGAAGACCGUGGAAACGGCCCACUACUUUAUCCUGUCGCUUGUAAUCUGGCGUCGUCUCUUCGAUAUUUUGCAACGCCCGUAUCCCCUUGGCGUGACGAAAGAUGAGCUCUCAGAACUCAAUGUUAUUAAAACCAGCAAUGAGCGUAUGAGUCCUCUUUCCGCCAUCUUGCCUUCUCUUGCCACUGACUAA